Molecule: messenger RNA, 953 nt
Organism: Anoplophora glabripennis (Asian longhorned beetle)
Lineage: Eukaryota; Metazoa; Arthropoda; Insecta; Coleoptera; Cerambycidae
Product: ATP-binding cassette sub-family A member 3-like
Exons: 5
Biological process (GO): transmembrane transport; lipid transport
Cellular component (GO): intracellular membrane-bounded organelle; membrane
Molecular function (GO): ATP hydrolysis activity; ATP binding; lipid carrier activity
Source: RefSeq, a predicted model, not a curated record
AGACACUCCAAAUCAAAAACUCUCUCAGGCGGGAUGAUCCGUAAGUUGUGCGUGGGCAUGGCACUAUGUGGAAAUUCAAAGGUAGUAAUGUUAGAUGAACCCACGGCUGGCAUGGAUCCUUCAGCUAGGAGAGCUCUAUGGAUUCUUUUGAAACGACAAAAAGAAGGACGUACAAUAUUACUGAGCACUCAUUUCAUGGAUGAAGCGGACCUUCUUGGAGACAGGAUAGCUAUCAUGGCGGCGGGACAGUUGCAGUGCUGCGGAUCGAGCUUCUUCCUGAAGAAAAAAUUCGGAGCAGGCUACAAUCUCGUCAUGGACAAAUCCCCAGAGUGCCGUCCCGCAGAAGUUACCGCGUUGUUACGGAAAUAUAUACCUGACAUUGAGGUUCAUAGUAAUGUUGGUUCGGAGUUGAUAUAUCUCAUGGAACAAAGUUACUCUUCCAAAUUCGAACCCAUGCUGAAGGAAUUAGAAAACAACUCAAAGGGAUUGGGAAUUCUUGGGUACGGCAUUUCUUUGACGACAAUGGAAGAAGUGUUCAUGAAAAACCGAAAAAAUAGUGUAUCCGUUGGUAUUUUAGGACGUACAAUAUUACUGAGCACUCAUUUCAUGGAUGAAGCGGACCUUCUUGGAGACAGGAUAGCUAUCAUGGCGGCGGGACAGUUGCAGUGCUGCGGAUCGAGCUUCUUCCUGAAGAAAAAAUUCGGAGCAGGCUACAAUCUCGUCAUGGACAAAUCCCCAGAGUGCCGUCCCGCAGAAGUUACCGCGUUGUUACGGAAAUAUAUACCUGACAUUGAGGUUCAUAGUAAUGUUGGUUCGGAGUUGAUAUAUCUCAUGGAACAAAGUUACUCUUCCAAAUUCGAACCCAUGCUGAAGGAAUUAGAAAACAACUCAAAGGGAUUGGGAAUUCUUGGGUACGGCAUUUCUUUGACGACAAUGGAAGAAGUGUUCAUGAA